Rattus norvegicus (Norway rat) is the source of this 4206-nucleotide messenger RNA. It is a transcript of the gene Armc7, whose product is annotated as armadillo repeat containing 7. Lineage: Eukaryota; Metazoa; Chordata; Mammalia; Rodentia; Muridae. The record is from RefSeq and is a predicted model, not a curated record.
GCGGUGUGGAGAGCGCGGUGAGGGGUGUGCCUUCGGUUCCUAAACACCACGGUUUGUCACCCGGGUUGGAUUUCUGCUUUCAAACCCGGCUCUGACAGGAUCCUGAGACCUCUGGCCAUCCCCACAGUGCAUCCCCAACUGUCAGUCACUGCAGACUCGGAUCUCAGGACUAGACUGGGUUUGCUGCCGCUCUGUCGCCGCCGGGACAGGUCAGGAUCCAGGCGAGGGUUUCAGCCUUGUGGCCUCUUCCUUCCAAUACAACCUCCCAACUCCGCCGCCCCAGCCAUGGCACAGAAACCCAAGAUAGACCCCCACGUCGGGCGGCUAGGCUACCUGCAGGCGCUGGUCACAGAGUUCCAGGAGACUGAGAGCCAAGACGCCAAGGAGCAAGUCCUCGCCAACCUUGCCAACUUCGCUUAUGACCCGGGCAACUAUCAGUACCUACGGCAACUGCAAGUCCUGGACUUAUUCCUCGAUUCGCUGUCCGAAGAGAAUGAAACCCUCAUCAAGUUUGCUAUUGACUAGGAGGAAGCAGGAUCAGGAGUUCAAGGUCGGGCUCGAGAGAUGGCUCAGCAGUUAAGAGCACUGACUGCUCUUCCGGAGGUCCUGAGUUCAAAUCCCAGCAACCACAUGGUGGCUCACAACCAUCUGUAACGGGAUUUGUCCUCUUCUGGUGCGUCUGAGAACAGCCACAGUGUAGUCAUAUAUAAAUAAAUAAAAUUAAAAAAAAAAAAAGGAGUUCAAGGUCAGCCUCCGUUACACAGUGAGUUUGAGGCAAGCCUCAGUUUGCAGGACCCUGACGUAAAGCCCUCUACAAGAGCACACCAUUGGUCCCAGCACUCAGGAUGCAGAGCCAGAGGGAUCUCUGUACAUUCCAGGCUAGCUAGGAUCUACAUAGUGAGUACUUCUUAAAAAAAUAAAAGUAAGGGGCUGGAGAGAUGGCUCAGUGGUUAAGAGCACUGACUGCCCUUCCAGAGGUCCUGAGUUCAAUUCCCAGCACCCACAUGGUGGCUCACAAUCAUCUGUAAUGGGAUCUGAUGCCCUCUUCUGGUGUGUCUGAAGACGGCUACAGUGCACUAUAAAAUAGCCAGGUGGUUGUGGCGCAUACCUUUAAUCAUAGCACUUGGGAAACAGAAGCAGUCGGAUUUUUGUGAGUUCAAGGCCAGCCUGGUCUACAGAGUGAGUUCCAGGACAGCCCAGGCUAAAUCCUAUCUUAAAAAACCAAGUGUGCCCCACUGUUGUUGCCCUCUGAAUGAGUGGCCGUCCUUCUGCCUAGGUCAUGGAGCUCCUCCAGAGUAGACAGCCUGCCAACUCUGGAGAAAUUUGCCCAGGCACAGAGAUGCUCCUCCUGCUCCAGACAGCAUCUGCCCUGCUGGCUCCUCUGCCAGCCCGGAGGCUCCACGGGAGGGCUCUGCUCUCUGGGCAGUUUCCCUGAGUGAUGCCUGCCCCGCCCCUCGGGAUCUGUCUGUAUCAGCACUGUUCUUGCCCCUGUCCUUUCUGUCUUCACACAGUCUAAGGCUCCAGUCUCAAGUGCGGCUCCAGCUCUCGUCCUUGAAUGUCUGGGGCGCUGUGUUGAUCUGAUUGCUCUUGUAUUUAUCGUAUACAACGGAAAAGGAGAGUCCCAGUGGGACCCAGACACAGAUUCGGUGAUUGUCGUCAUUCCCACCCUUGGACCGCCUCUGGCACUAAGAGGGGGCCCUGCCGAGUCCCUGCUUGGCUGCUGAAAGCACCGUCCAUCCAUCCGUCCCCCGGAGCUUCUGGUCUGUGCCCGGGGAGCACUUAGGGUGGAGCUCUAAACCCGGCUAUGCUCAGCUCUGCAGUUCAAGAUGCCUCCAUGCUUUGGCCUAGGGCGGAAGAUGGCAGAGGCCUUAUGAAGGGCUGGUUCUGCAACAACCAGGCAAGAGAUGAGCUGGGUCAGACUGUCUUUGGCCAUGUCUCCCAGAACCCAAACCAAUGUCGGUCUGUUAGCAAGUAGCACGUGGGCUGGAUAUUCAUGGCCUGGGUUGGGGAUCAGACAUGCCUAGGUUCAGUUACCGUCUGGGUGUAAUUUCCCUUCAGUCACCUGUCAGAGGGAGACUGUGAGUAGCUACUUACGGAGGGAAUGAAGUAACUGGCCUUGUAGGGUCAUUGCGUGCAACUACAGGAUCCUCUAGGCCUCCACCCAGGGACUUGAAUCCAGAUCGCUUUACAGGUAACCUCUUCCAGGUAGGAUGGGACAAUAUCCCAUCGGGGAACCCACCCUUCUGUUCAGAGAUCCUUGCCCUCUAGAAAAGUACCCCGUGUAAUGGGGUACAGUAGAAUGUGGAUCCGUAGCCCGACUGUAAAAGGCCUGGUGUGAGCAUGCUGGUUGACUGUCUGACUAUUCCAGGCCAUGGCUAUUAGCGCCUGUGAUACUGCCAUGCGGUGAGGGUGCUGGUCAGUGUGUGGGUGUUGUCACCUCUCCCCCUGGAGAUAGAUGUGCUUGUUAGCAGCUAGGAGAUCUAGUGGAAUCCAGUGGACUCUGGCUGGUAGCCUGAGGAACCUCCACCCAGAAAAAUCUGUGUCCUUAGAAAGAAUUUCAAGAUGGGUCAGAGUUAAAAGUUAGCAAGUUAGGGGUUGGGGAUUUAGCUCAGUGGUAGAGCGCUUACCUAGGAAGCGCAGGGCCCUGGGUUCGGUCCCCAGCUCCGAAAAAAAAAAUAACCAAAAAAAAAAAAAAAAAGUUAGCAAGUUAGUAGAAACGAGAUCUUUCUUCCAUGGUGUAGGUCUGAGUGUGGUCAUUCAGAGAGAGGAUGCUUAGGAGCUCACCCAAGACGUGGGUGCAGGGGAGGUGAUUAUGUGGCUGCUCAAAGGAUCUCACAACCGUGUUCAAAGAUCUAGCGAAGUUUAAGGGCUAUGUUUAAAACUAAGUAAAGGGUUGGGGAUUUAGCUCAGUGGUAGAGUGCCCUGGGCUCUGUCCCCAGCUCCGAAAAAAAGAAAAGAAAAAAACAAAACAAAAACAAAAAAACAAAAAAAGUGAAGGGCUAGUGAGGUUGCUCAGUGGGGAGAGGCAUUUGCUACCUAGCCUGACAACACUCUAGUCCCCAGGACCCCACUGUAGAAGGAGAGAAGUAACUCCCCCAAGUCAUCCUGAUACAUGCAUACCUCUGCCUCUCUGAGGCUGGGGGCCUCAGGUCUGCUGGAGCCUCUGUGUGGCUGUAGUUAUUCCCUAGCUAUGGUAAUAGCCUGAGAGUCACAGUCGUCCCUGGCCAGCAUAGGCUGGUCUGGCUGUCGUUUGGGGGUGGGGGGUGGCAUUCUCCCCUGCAAAGCAAAUGGGACGGAGCCCUCCUUGCACACCAGCAUGCCUCUCCUCAGCAAACUUGACUCCCAUAUUGAAAUAACCAGAGCCAGGUGCUACCCUAGGCUCCAGGCUCAAGUUCUAUGCCCAGGACACCCAGCAGACACCCAGACCAAGUUCAGCUCCAAGGCCUCAUUCUCCCUUGUUUGUCCCUGUCACAGUUAGGAGUUGCCUGCUGCCCCUGGUGAUGCCCAGAGCUCAGGGUCACAUUUAAUCACAGAGGAACUAGCAGCCACUUAGUUGUAGGAAAGCUGCCCAUGAUUGCAACUUUGUCUGAGCCGUGGAUGGAUUAAGAGGAACCAGCUCUAAAGCCAGGAUCUCAGUAACACUCGAGAGUGCGUGAAGCUGCAGUUAAAAACAUCCUGUGCAGCUGUCCUGGGACAGCAUGGAGAUGCAGAGAAAUGACAGGAGGAUUUUGCUUCUCUGAAAACUUAUUCUUAGGAUGCCACAGGGUACUUGUCAGUUUCGUUGCUAAGGCUGAAUUCAUUCCUCUGAAAAGUCGGAUUAAAUUGACUUCCUACAUCUUGCAAUACAUAUGACUGCCACCAGGUGGUGGCAGUGCUCAAUGGCUAAGUCCUCCACUGCCUCUUUGGAAGGCAACAGUGUAUGUCCAUGGUAAUUAAUGUCUUAGACACUUGAAAGAGUUGUUCUUCUUUUCUUAUUUAUUUCUUAUUAUUUUUAUGUGCAUUUGUGUUUUGCCUGCAUGUGUGUCUGUGUGAGGGUGUUGGAUCUCCUGGAGCUGGUAUUGUAGACAGUGUGAACUACCGUGUAGGUGCUGACCUGAACCCGAUCCCCUUAAAGAUCAGCCAGUGCUCUUGACCUCUGAGUCACCUCUCCAGCCCUGUCCUUUUAUUUUCCAGUAAAGUAUAGUGUCAUAUGUGCACAGUCCCAGC